Molecule: messenger RNA, 1858 nt
Organism: Pseudonaja textilis
Lineage: Eukaryota; Metazoa; Chordata; Lepidosauria; Squamata; Elapidae
Source: RefSeq, a predicted model, not a curated record
AGAAAUAAUUUCAGGCAGACUUACUCCUUCCCACCUCUCUAAUACAAAUCCCAAGUGACAUUUUGUACAGAAGAAGGCGAUUCUAUUCACGAGGCGGCUGUUAUGCUGGGAGCAGCAGCCUCAGCCAGCGCAGGGAGCAACUGGGAGCGAGUUAAAUCCGGAUCUAUUCGCGACCCCGUCCUUUGCCGGAGAAUCAUGGGAGGACUGACCCCCUCUCUCCUUCUUCUACUUGCACCAUCCCGCCACUCCCUUGCCUUCUCAUAAGCCUCUCUGUCCUGAAGCGUUUCCUGGAAAAGAACUCCGGGAGGCGGCGUUGCCAGACAUACUCACGUUGUCCAAACCAGGGUUUCCGCGUCCGGGUCGGUGCUGCUGCUGUCUCUGCCACUGCAGCCCAGGCGAUCGCGGGGUGGGCCUAGUGGCUCUCAAAACAGCGGCAGCGAGACGCGGCGGCCUCUUUGCCCGAUUUGAAUCGGAAGCCAUGGCACUCUGGUGUCGGCCUCGCUGUUGCUGUUGCUCAUGUGCCGCUUCGUCCCGGACGGCGAGACUCUUGAGCAGCUUGCGAAGCUCCGGCUUGGACAGCAGCGGCGGCGGCGGCACCAACAAGCAGCCCGGCGAUGAACUGGCGGCGCUGCCGGCAUUGAAGACGGCCCAGAAAUCUAGUUUUUUAGGGGAAAGACUGUGUCUAUUUUUUCCAAAAAUGUAUAGUAUAUGUUGGCGUUUUGCUAGAUUUCAACAUACAACAGUGCAAACUCAUUGCUUUGGUAAAACGGUCAGUGAUGAACAAUACAAAGAUCCUUUUAAACUUGGAGGAAAAGACUUGAAAAAUCUCUAUGAGGAUAUUAAAAAGGAAUUACGGGUUUCUACUACAGAACUUAAAGAAAUGUGUGACUACUACUUUGAUGGUAAAGGGAAGGCCUUUCGACCAAUUAUUGUGGCACUAAUGGCCAGAGCAUGCAAUUUUCAUCAUAAUAAUUCUGGAGAAGUGAAGGCAAACCAGCGCUCCAUAGCAUUAAUUGCAGAAAUGAUCCAUACCGCUACGCUAGUUCAUGAUGAUGUAAUUGAUGAUGCUAAUUCACGAAGAGGAAAGGUUACUGUUAAUCAAAUCUGGGGGGAAAGGAAGGCAGUCUUAGCUGGUGAUUUUAUCCUUUCUACAGCAUCUUUAGUUUUAGCACGUAUUGGCAACACAACCGUCCUUUCUCUAAUAACGCAAGUGAUUGAAGAUCUGGUGCGUGGUGAAUUUCUCCAGCUGGGUUCCAAAGAAAAUGAAAAUGAGAGAUUUUCUCACUACCUCGAAAAAACGUUUAAGAAGACUGCAAGUCUUAUAGCACACAGCUGUAAAGCAGUUUCUGUACUAGGCUGUCCUGAUCCAAAAGUUCAUGAAAUUGCAUAUCUAUAUGGAAAAAACCUUGGGAUAGCAUUUCAGCUGGUAGAUGAUGUGCUGGAUUUUACAUCGUGUUCCGAACAGCUAGGAAAGCCUGCAUCAGCGGACCUUAAACUUGGAAUAGCCACUGGACCCGUCUUAUUUGCUUGCCAGCAGUUCCCAGAAAUUAAUGCCAUGAUAAUGAGGCGAUUCACAUACCCAGGUGAUGUCCAACGUGCCCAGGAAUUUGUACUACAGAGUGGUGGCAUACAGCAAACAAACUACCUCGCACAGCGCUAUUGUCAUGAGGCAGUGAAGGAAAUUAGCAAGCUCCGACCAUCCCCGGAAAGAGAUGCCCUUAUGCAGCUGGCGGAGAUUGUCUUGUCUCGAGACAAAUAAUCAUCUUCUUCCUGGUGAUUCUGGCAGCUAUUUUACCAGACUGUGCCUAAACUGUUUCAGAACAUCUUGGCUUGCUUCUGGUGGAGUUCCCAUUUUUUU